Molecule: messenger RNA, 3221 nt
Organism: Coccidioides immitis RS
Lineage: Eukaryota; Fungi; Ascomycota; Eurotiomycetes; Onygenales; Onygenaceae
Product: chromatin assembly factor 1 subunit B
Exons: 6
Coding region: 447-2654 (735 amino acids)
Biological process (GO): DNA replication-dependent chromatin assembly; nucleosome assembly
Cellular component (GO): nucleus; CAF-1 complex
Molecular function (GO): protein binding
Source: RefSeq, a predicted model, not a curated record
GGGAUGGUUUAUCUGCAAAAGUGAAUGUUGGUUUCAACUAUAGUCGUGGGCGGGAACAAAAUCGUCACCAGCAGUUGUGUUGACUUUGUCACAACCUCUCUCCAUUAAUCGCGGCCUUGUCAACAGGCAUGCCAUCACUUCAACAGCAUCAGAACUACCUUUAUUACUUACCUUCUCCUCUGUUAAUAUCGUUUCAAAACUGAAAAUUUUAAUUUCUUUGGGCCUGUAAGCAUUCUGAUUAAUUUGAUGCCUCAAUUCGACUCUCUGGGCUGAACAGCUCCGGACCAAUGGACUGAGCACGAUUACUGAACGCGACAAAAGAUAAAGAUUGCACUUGGACAAAGAGUUCAUCGCAACAGGGCCCGGACCAGCAUAUUCAGCCACAAUAUUAACACCAAAUCCUGUCCUAGGCCUCACAGGCCAUAAGCCUUGCCGAGCCGUCCACGAUGAAGGCGACCCCUCUUCUUAUCGCCUGGCAUGACGGCAAUGCCCCCAUUUACUCUGUGAACUUUGAUCCUAACGGCAAAGGGAGACUGGCUACAGCUGGAAAUGAUAACAAUGUUCGCCUUUGGAGGGUUGAAGCUACCGGAGAGGAACGAAGAAUCACAUACCUUAGCACGCUGAUAAAGCACACGCAAGCUGUGAACGUCGUGCGGUUCUGCCCUAAAGGCGAGAUGCUGGCAUCCGCUGGAGAUGAUGGAAACGUACUCCUUUGGGUGCCGUCGGAGCUGCAGACUCACUCACGGCUAGGCGAAGACCGAUCCGACGAUAAAGAAACGUGGCGAGUGAAGCAUAUGUGCAGGUCCUCUGGGGCUGAAAUCUAUGACCUGGCAUGGUCCCCGGAUGGUGUCUUCAUAAUUACCGGAAGUAUGGAUAAUGUUGCGCGAAUUUACAACGCACAAACUGGCCAAAUGGUGCGCCAGAUAGCAGAACACUCGCACUACGUGCAAGGAGUCGCUUGGGAUCCGCUAAACGAAUACGUUGCUACGCAAUCCUCUGACCGUUCAGUUCAUAUUUACACUUUGAAAACAAAGGAUGGCCAGUUCACCUUGACUUCGCAUGGAAAGUUUCUCAAAAUGGACUUGCCAGCGAGACGCAUAUCAUCGAACAGUCCCGCUCCACCGGAUAUUGGACUUAGAGCUCAGUCGACAACCAGCAAUUCUGUCGCGGUAUCUUCGCCAGGGCCAUCGGCACCUGGCACUCCUAUGACAGGCUUACUGCCAAUGGAUCCACCCCCUGUAUCGCUUAGUCGUCGCUCUUCCUUCGGUUCCUCCCCUUCUAUCCGAAGAUCCGCUUCGCCUGCUCCUUCGAUGCCAUUGCCGGCUGUCAAGCCGCUUGAUAUGCCCUCUCCGAGUUUUCUAGGUGGACUUGGAGUGAAGAAUGCUAGUCUUUAUGCCAACGAAACGUUCACUUCCUUCUUUCGGCGGCUAACAUUUGCACCUGAUGGAAGUUUACUAUUUACACCUGCAGGGCAAUAUAAACUCCCCAAUUACGGUGACCCACACAAAACAACGGAAGACAUUAUUAAUACCGUGUAUAUCUACACACGUGCUGGAUUUAAUAAACCACCAAUAGCCCACCUCCCAGGGCACAAAAAGCCGUCAGUCGCUGUGAAGUGUUCACCGGUCUUCUACACUCUUCGACAAGGCUUAAAGCCUACUCGCCAUAUUACCCUUGAUACCUCCUCCGUUGAUGAUUCUUUUGUAGCGCUUCCCGAAUCUGUGAUAUCCUCCAAUCUGCCAGGCCCCACUACUACAUCGAUGGACCCUCCACCAUUAACUACGUCGGCUUCGACGACGAGUGAUGCCUCUCGUCCGUUACCGUCACCGAAAAAUCAAGAAUCGGAGACAGCCACGGCUAAUCAGCCUCCCCCUGCGUUUUCACUACCAUAUAGAAUAGUGUAUGCAGUAGCCACUCAAGACGCGGUUCUAGUUUACGAUACGCAACAGCAAACGCCGUUGUGCGUCGUGAGCAACCUGCACUUUGCGACGUUCACCGAUCUGACAUGGUCACAGGAUGGACUCACUUUGAUAAUGAGUUCCUCCGAUGGGUUCUGCUCGACUCUUGCAUUCUCACCCGGAGAAUUAGGACAGACUUAUUCAUUUGAUAAACAACACCAACAAGCCUCUCAAAAUGCCCCAUCAACAACGACUACUCCUUUACCGACCCCAACGCUAGUAACCUCACCUGAAGUAGUAAAAUCUACGCCAGCCUUACCCGGACCUGCGAGUCCUGCCAGCUCUGUAGCAACCAUUUCAGCAGCAACGAGCUCAAGCAUGCCACCUUCAAGUUCGGGGAUUAUCAACAAUCCGACCCCAACCCUAAGCUCUGUUCCUUUGGUCACAGCUACAAAUUCUGCUCCGCCUCCUCUCUCGUUUACAACACCUCCUCAGACUCCUAUGACUGGCGUUUCGCACAGCGCAAGGAGCUCUAUCAGCGGUAGCGUUCUUGGCAAAAGAGAUCUUGGCGCUAUCAGCGAGUCGGAGAAGGAUGAUUCAAAAGAAACCGAUAAAGAGCUUUCUGCUGCUGCAGUUGAAAACGACGAUGCUGCAUCCCGACCUCCGAAAAGGAAGCGAAUUGCCCCUACUCUGAUCUCUGCAGGAGAAGGCCCGUCGAAGGCUACAGACGCAGGUAGCGACAAACCUGCCGAAUGACAUACUUGAUAAAUGCCCCCCUUUUUAAGUGGGAAAGAAAUGUUUACAUCAAAUUCUUGUUGGUACCUACAGGAUAGGAAAAUCACAUGUAUUAUUUUUUUCUAGGUUAUUGCCGUGCUUUUUUUUGUGACCUGCCCUGUGUGGAUAACUGACAUUUGCUUUCGAAAUUCUGGGCUUUCUACCGCAAACGAUAGUACAAGACAUCGCUUCUACAGCUUAUUUAUUGACAUGUGCUCUGGGGAAGUUUCUUUUUUUCUGGUCCUGACUUUGUUUCUUUCAUACCCCGGACUGACCCGUGUCGGGCAAUCUUUACCCUUUGGCCGAGCAUAUCGGACUUCAACAGGGCUUUUUAUUGUUUAUUUUUUCUUCUCUACAGCUCCAGAUUUUCUCCCUAUUUAUUAUUUGCAAAUCCGUAUUGCCCCCAUUUGGUCCCUCGGACGCUACAUAAGUGUACGCAGUACUGUACUAUCUUCCAAUUUCAUUUUAACCUGGAAUAUCGUGAAUCUAAACUAGCUGGACUAUGAGAACCUUCUAUACUGCGAAGGGCGUGUAGGAGAUAUCAAGACA